Messenger RNA from Cheilinus undulatus (humphead wrasse), 894 nucleotides. It is a transcript of the gene lyrm1, whose product is annotated as LYR motif containing 1. The record is from RefSeq and is a predicted model, not a curated record. The coding region runs from base 110 to 475 and encodes 121 amino acids. Lineage: Eukaryota; Metazoa; Chordata; Actinopteri; Labriformes; Labridae. The transcript has 5 exons. Gene Ontology annotation, cellular component: mitochondrion.
GUAGACGUCAUCAUCCGGCGACAAAUGUGUUUUUGCUGCCCUUACCACUACAGCUUCUGUCGAGCUCAAGCUUCUCAAGACAGUCGUUAACUGCUGUUUCUGAGCCCAGAUGACAGCCUCCACUCGCAGGACCGUCCUGAACCUGUACAUGCGAGUGUUCCGCAUCGCUCGAACAUGGCAGGCACAGAGUGGAGUUGCUGGUGACACAGAGACAGAGAGAAAAUACAUCCUUCAAGAGGCACGCACACUGUUCAGACAGAACCAACAGCUCACAGAUCAAGAAUCAAUAAAGAAGUGUAUAGAAGAAUGUGAAGCAAGGAUAGAAAUAGGUCUACAUUACAGGAACCCAUAUCCAAGAGCUACAUAUCUUCCACCACUGGGACUGGCGACUCAGAAAGGCAGGAAGCUGCGAGCACAGCAGCGCCUGAGGAAGCAAGCCAAGCCAAUUUACUUACAGUCACAUGACGAGACCUGAUGCACUCCUUGCAAGAGUUCAAGUUACCAAGGACAGGAAACCAGAGUGCAUCCACAAGCUGAUCUGUUGCAAGCACUCAAUGAUGCAAGAGCAAACCGUCAUUCAUGAAGAAACACUUUGCACUGUUAUUUUUCUCUGUUAACUGUGUAAUACAUGAGCUCUAACUGUUCCUGGAGAGUGUUGGCCUCUGCUUCAGAAGCCUGUCAUUGUGGAAUGGCCUGUAAUAUACGAUAAAAUUGUAUAUUUUAUUUAUUUUUCUCUUAAUGUUGUACAAUAUAUCCCAUUUUGUUAUGCCAUGUAGGGGUUAAGACGGGUGUUUGAUUUGUGUUAAAAUGGAGAUAUACAAUGAUUUUAACUAUUUGUUAUAAGCAACUGAACUUCAACAUGAAGAUGCUAAUAAAGUUGUAUUAAGAACACUU